Messenger RNA from Brassica oleracea var. oleracea, 1443 nucleotides. RefSeq names its product LAG1 longevity assurance homolog 2. Gene Ontology annotation, molecular function: sphingosine N-acyltransferase activity. The coding region runs from base 254 to 1141 and encodes 295 amino acids. Gene Ontology annotation, biological process: ceramide biosynthetic process. Lineage: Eukaryota; Viridiplantae; Streptophyta; Magnoliopsida; Brassicales; Brassicaceae. Gene Ontology annotation, cellular component: membrane; endoplasmic reticulum. The record is from RefSeq and is a predicted model, not a curated record. The transcript is spliced from 6 exons.
GAAGGUGGCGAGAUCUCAAUUCCCAAGCUAGGCAAAGAAAAUAAAGAAGGUCGCGAGGAUUAAACAAACGUGCACCGAAUCUCUCUCUCUCUCUCAAUAAAGAAAAUUUUCUGAUCGAUUCCGCCAUUGCACAAGCAAGUUCCGACGACUUCCCGGCGUAGAGCUCUGUUCUUCUGAAAGACAACGAUUGAUGAUUUCUAGGUGAAACAAAGAGGUCUCUCACGGCGGAUUCUUUUUUUUUUUUUCUAUCGACAUGGAAUCGGAAUAUUCUAGCGCCGGCGUAGGGAAUCUCGAACCGUCGAUCGCGACAUGGCAUUUCCAGAUUGCAGUCUGUUUCGCCUUCGGAUUCUUCUUCCUAAGGCUCUUCCUCGAUAGAUUCGUCUUUCAAAGGAUAGCUGUGUGGCUUUUGAGUACUGGUUCUAAGCCAAUUAAAAUGAAAGAUGCUGCUACUCGUGCAAAGCUCAUCAAAUGCAAGGAGUCCCUCUGGAAAUUGCUCUACUAUGGUGCUUGUGAGGUCUUCGUUCUCAAUGCCCUUUAUCACGAGCCUUGGGCCAGAGAUAUAAAGCUCUUCUUUCACGGUUGGCCUAAUCAAGAGCUCAAGCUUCCAAUAAAGCUUUACUAUAUGUGCCAGUGCGGUUUCUAUGUGUAUGGUGUUGCUGCCUUGCUUGCAUGGGAGACCAGAAGAAAGGACUUUGCUGUUAUGAUGUCUCACCAUGUGAUUACUAUCAUCCUCAUUGGCUACUCAUACCUAACGGGUUUUUUCCGCAUUGGAGCUAUCAUCCUAGCCCUUCAUGACGCAAGUGACGUUUUUAUGGAAACUGCUAAAAUUUUCAAGUACUCUGAAAAGGAAUUUGGAGCAAGUGUGUGUUUUGCACUUUUUGCUGUCUCCUGGCUUUUGCUACGGCUGAUAUACUUUCCAUUUUGGAUCAUAAGGGCCACCAGCAUUGAACUCCUGGAUUAUUUGGACAUGACAUCAACUGAAGGCACCGUCAUGUACUAUUCUUUCAACACAAUGUUACUGAUGCUUCUUGUUUUCCACAUAUACUGGUGGUAUCUCAUUUGCGCCAUGAUCGUAAGACUACUUAAAAACAGAGGAAAAGUUGGAGAAGACAUAAGAUCCGAUUCAGAGGAUGAUGAUUAGGCUUUGCGAGCAUGACAGAUACGGAAACAUGUUUCCACUUCCCCAACCAAACCGUUUACUUGCUGAUGAAUUUGUUCUCAGCGUGAUUACCUUUACUGACAAGAGUUGGAGGUUAAAAAAGAAAGGUUAUAGUUUUUUUGUUCAGUUUUGUAUUGGUCGAGUCCAUAUGGACUUUAUAAGACUGCAUAUUCUCUUUGACAAAUAUAAGGAAAAAAACAGAAGCUCAGGUUUCUUGUGUUGUUCUAUGCUGUAUACAACAAUGUGGAAGUCACUUUGUAAAUGCAAUUUAUCUUUUGUAUUGU